UCCCUAACCCUAACCCUAACCCUAACCCUAACCCUAACACUAACACUAACACUAACACCAACCCUGUGGAGAGGGGGGGAUCCCCUAGUGUCAACGUGUCUGCUGCACCCUCUCUCUCAGCCUCCACCCCUGACUCAGCAAGCCCUAGUCAGACUUCCAUCCCAGUGCCGCCACAUAUGGUGCCCCCUGUAGACAAUCCUUUGCGCCAGAGGCGGGGCUUUGCUGCUGUGGCCAAACGUGUGAUCCUGGAGGGGAGGAUGAGGAGGGCUGACGAACAUGAAAAGGGAGAAGAGGAAGAUGAAGAGGAAGAUCUGAGCUUUGAGGAGCUCCAGGAGAAAGCCGAAGCAGGAGACCCUAAAGCACAGAGUGCUUUAGGUAAACACUACCUGAAGCUGGCAGCAGAGGGCGACACUGAAGGUCAUAAUCUCCAGGCGGUGGAGUGGCUGCUAAGGGCAGCUAGACAGGGUCGGAGGGAUGCAGGCAGACUACUGCAGCGCUGCUGGGUACAGAGGAAAGGUAUCACUCCAGAGAAUGAGACAGAGGUGCGUGAGCUGGCGACAGAGAGUAAGUUUGAACAGGCUGUUCGCCGCGCUGCCAUGAUGAUGUACUGGAAACUAAAUCCUGACAGGAAGCAAAACGUGGCCAUGUCUGAGAUGCUGGAGAAUGUCAGCAAGGUCAACGCAGGGCCAGCAGGUGCCGUAUGCAGUGGAAGGCUUGACACAAACACACAGAGAAAAGUUCUGGAGACCAUGGUGACCAGUAAAGGCUCCCAGUAUGUGGAUGUGGACAGGUUUGUUGAGAUGACUAAAAAUUUUGCACAGGGCAUCAACUCCUCACCUCUGCAGAACAGCAGUGACACGAAGCGUAUGUUGAAGAGUAAGUGGGCAGGCAGUGGGAUGCUGUUGACCACCAAACGUAGUGAUGCCAUGAAGAGAGCAAUGGACAUCAAAGCCCACUUCCUGGGCCUACAGUAUCCCCUGCACCUGGUCCUGGAGGUUAAGGAGCACCUGGUGGACUGGGCAUCACGUGCAGGUGUACAAUGGCUCAGUACCAUCAUUCCCACCCAGCACGUCAACGCUCUCAUCUUCUUCUUCAUCAUCUCCAACCUCAGUGUUGACCUGUUCACCUUCAUCAUCCCCCUUCUCAUUUUCUACCUGGCAUUCGUUUCCAUGGCAAUCUGCACGUUGAGGGUAUUCCGCAGUAGUAAGGGCUGGGAGAACUUCCAUGCGUUCACCACUCUGCUGACCCAUUUCGAGCCUGGUCUGGACGUGGAGCAGGCAGAGACACACUUCGGCUGGAACAACCUUGAGCAGUACAUCUACUUCAUGGUGUCAGUGUGUUUUGUCAUCUUCAGCUUCCCUGUGGCGGAUAAGCACUGGAUCCCUUGCUCUGAGCUCUCCACAGUGGCAAUCUUCUUCACAGUGCUGAGCUACUUGUCCCUGAGCCCGGCGAUGGCUGCUUAUGCUCGCAGGGCCCUGGUCAUCGAGGUGGCAUCAUCGUUGUGUGCUCUCACCGGUUACCUGCCCAAAGACAGGGAGACCAUGCGAAUGCUGGGCUGCACCUUUGCCGAGGUGCCGCUGGGGGAAUCGGUGAUGCUGACCCUCAGCCUCCCCUGCUUGCUGUACAUCUACCUCUUUUACCUGUUCUUCAGCAUGGCUCGUUUGCGUGGAUUUAGAGGAACAUACUGUUUCCUGGUGCCGUAUCUGGUCUGCUUCAUGUGGUGGGAGUUCUCUGUGGUUCUGCUGCAGAACUCCACCCCCAUUGGCCUCAUCCGUACCUGUGUUGCCUACUUCCUGUUCCUGUUUGCCCUGCCUGUGCUGGCACUGGGUCUGGGGGUCAUGUUGCUGAUCCAGAUGGCCAAGUGGUUCCUGGAGCUUGAGCUGACUAAAAUGUUGGUGACGUUGGCGGUGUGUGCCGUGCCCGUCACCCUGCGUCUGUGGACCCGCUUCAGCCUGUCCAUCCUGAACGUGCUUCGCUCCAUCACGCACCGUGGCCCAGUGAAGCUCAUCCUGCUCUGCCUCACCACCGUGGUGCUGCUCUGUGGCACCUAUGUCUACAGUGCUGAGGGACUGAAAGUCUACAACUCCACUCUCAAUUGGCAGGAGUACAGCAGGCUGUGUGGGCCACCUGCCUGGGCCCAGCAGGGUGUGGCUCAGACCCAGCUCCUGUGUAGUCACCUGGAGGGUCACCGCAUCACCUGGACCGGAAAGUUCCGCCAUGUCCGUGUAGCUGAGACAGAAAAUGGGGCCCAGUCUGUUAUCAACCUGCUGCCAGUAUUCAUGGGCGACUGGCUGCGGUGUCUGUAUGGGGAAGUGUACCCUACCUGUGAGACACAUAACACCAGCACACUGACAUACAACCAGAUGGGCGUAAACAUGACUCCCCCUAACACCUUCACUCUGCUCCAACAGCAGGAGAAGGAGGAGCUCUGUCGCAUCAAAACUGUGGCUAAACACCACUGCCAUGUCAAACGUUUCGACAGCUACCGCUUUGAGACGACGGUGGGCAGGCCAGUGGAUGGAGUGAUGGAGCACGAUGACCCGGCUGGAGAUAUUAUACUCUCUGCCAGUCAUGAGUUUAAGCAGGUGCUUCUGAACCUAGACCCUGGCAGCAUGGUGGAGUUUAGUACCAAGCUGGAGGGAAAGCUGGGUGCCAGGUUACCUGUAUUUGAGCUCAAAGCCAUCCACUGCCUAGACUGCAGCUCCUCACUGCUGCCUGAGGGGAGGCAGGUCAAGAUCGAACGCAACUGGAGAAAGAGCACUCAGGCAGCCAUGAAAUUUACCUUUGACUUCUUCUUCUCCCCAUUUCUCUCUGCCAGGAUCAGUGUGUGAUGGAGAGAGAGAAAGUGAGAGGGAGAAGAAACAGAGGCUGUCUAAAAGAGUCUCCAGUAUAAGUAGUAAACUUGGUCAAAUGUUGCUGCAGCCCUAGUGCUACAGAAGUCUGCUUAAGUAAAAGCCCUCCAGAGGUUGACUGGAGCUAGCACAGAGGAUCUGUGGCUACAUGUAUUGUUUACAGUGAUGUUGGUGUUUUGAUUUCCAUUGUGUGGGUGUUUACUGUAGUGGGCAGUGUUUAGUGUAGGUGGGUUUUUACUGUAGUGGGUAGUGUUUAGUGUAGUGGGGGUGGUUUUUAGUCCAGUACUGUGGGUAAUCCAUGCUGUUCAGCACUCUUGGUUUAAAUUUCAGCAGUACCUUAUGCAUAUCAAUAUAGCACCAAGUUUUGAUGUGAGAAUAAAGUUGUCUUUAUAUGAUUUCAGAUGGCAAUCUUAAAAGCAGCAUUUUAGCAGUGUUUUGUGGUAUAAAUUAGGAUAGCAAUACUGUUGAGGACCCCGAUGUACUGUUAAACAUUUUUUUUUUUUUUUUUUUUUGCAAA
Molecule: messenger RNA, 3369 nt
Organism: Electrophorus electricus (electric eel)
Lineage: Eukaryota; Metazoa; Chordata; Actinopteri; Gymnotiformes; Gymnotidae
Gene: wfs1a
Product: Wolfram syndrome 1a (wolframin)
Biological process (GO): calcium ion homeostasis; endoplasmic reticulum unfolded protein response
Cellular component (GO): endoplasmic reticulum membrane; endoplasmic reticulum
Molecular function (GO): protein binding
Source: RefSeq, a predicted model, not a curated record